AUGGCCCCCAACGCGAACAUCCCCAUCAUCGACAUCGCCGCGCCUGGCGUCGACAGGACCGCCAUCGCGCGGCAGCUUGUCGAUGCCGCGGUCGAGCACGGCUUCAUUUACAUCCGCAAUACCGGCAAGUACAUCAACCUCAGCGACAUCGAUGCUGCCUUUGACUUGUCGAAGAAGCUCUUCAAGGCUCCUGUAGAGGAAAAGGCUGCCUGCACCAUUCAGCAAAACAACCGUGGCUGGUCUGGUAUGCACUCUGAGACCUUGGACCCUAAGAACCAAAGGGCAACCCAGCAACCCCUGCCCCCAACAAUCCAGCCCGAUGAGCCCUUCUUGAACUCCUUCAGAGACCAGUGCCACGCCCUCUGCCUUGAGCUCCUCAACCUCCUCGGCAUCGGCCUCGAAGUCGACCCGCCAACCUUCUUCUCCGCCGCCCACCUCCGCGAAAAGGGCGACUCGGGCACCAUCCUCCGCAUGCUCUACUACCCUCCCUCCUCCGCCACCUCCUCCUCCCCGGAUGACGUCCGCGCCGGUGCCCACUCGGACUACGGCUCCCUGACCCUGCUCUUCCGCCUGCGCGGCCAGGCCGGCCUCGAGAUCCUGACCCGCGAGAACACCUGGGCCCCCGUGCCCGUGACGCCGCCUGGGACCGAGGCCGACGCGCUCCCGCCCAUCCUGAUCAAUAUCGGCGACCUGCUGUCGUACUGGACCAACGGCAUGUUCCGGAGCACGGUACACAGGGUCGUGUUCGGUGGCGAGGGCGCACCCGGCGAGACGGAUACGGGGCCGAGGUACUCGAUGGCCUUCUUCUGCCACCCCGUCGGAUCCGUCACCCUGGACCCGGUGCCGAGCGAGAGGGUGAAGCAGUUCGUCGCGCCGGAGGGCACGCCGCACGCGAACCCGUACGCGGAGAGGAAGGUCAUGACUGCUGAUGAGCACCUUUUCAUGAGGCUGAGGGAGAGCUACAAGGGCCUGUAUAAAGAUGAGGAGACGACAAAAGCAUAG
This is a messenger RNA of Colletotrichum gloeosporioides, 1002 nucleotides long. Its product is annotated as UPF0676 protein. Gene Ontology annotation, molecular function: dioxygenase activity. The record is from RefSeq and is a predicted model, not a curated record. NCBI's taxonomy places the organism in Eukaryota, Fungi, Ascomycota, Sordariomycetes, Glomerellales, Glomerellaceae. The transcript is spliced from 3 exons. Bases 1 to 1002 code for a protein of 333 amino acids.